CGUCUCUGUUUCCCCAGCGCGGUGGGUAAAACGUGCUUGUUGAUAAGCUACACCACCAACGCAUUUCCCGGGGAGUACAUUCCAACGGUGUUCGACAAUUACUCGGCGAAUGUGAUGGUAGACGGGAAGCCGAUCAAUCUCGGCCUGUGGGACACCGCGGGACAGGAGGAUUAUGACAGACUACGGCCGUUGUCCUAUCCGCAAACCGACGUCUUUCUGAUCUGCUUCUCGCUGGUGAACCCGGCGAGCUUCGAGAACGUGCGCGCCAAGUGGUAUCCGGAAGUGCGCCACCACUGUCCGGCCACUCCGAUUAUCCUGGUCGGCACUAAGCUGGAUCUGCGCGAGGACAAGGAGACCAUCGAGCGUUUGAAAGACAAGAAGCUGGCCCCCAUUACUUACCCUCAGGGCUUGGCAAUGGCAAAAGAGAUCGGCGCUGUGAAAUAUUUGGAGUGCUCCGCCCUGACGCAGAAAGGCUUGAAGACUGUGUUCGACGAGGCGAUACGCGCCGUGCUGUGCCCCGUUCUACAAGUGAAGCCAAAGCGCAGAUGUUUCCUUCUAUAAUAUUAAAUGUAUCCCUCUUUGCACGUUGGUACUGGAAUGUGUUAAAAAAGUGUCCUCGUCGUCUCAUCUCCAGUGUACCAAUUGGAUCGAUUCGGGUGAAUUACCGACUAUUUGGAACCCCAGUUGUACCAGCCUACGUCAGCAAAGAGGCUGCAAACAUCUGCCAGCACAUAAGCGCACAAACGUCAGUUCGGUAUAAAUUUCCAGCGAGCAAAACUAAAGAGGGUUCACAGGGAAUCGUGAGAAUUCGCAAAGUAUAAAUUUACUCUUACGUGGCCUCCAGCACACCCUAAGGAAAAGAAAAAUUAAGGAGGUCUCCUGCUGUCUACGCGAGUAAAAAAAAACAACUUCCAGUCUAGACAGUCUGAUUAUAUUAUAUAGGGCUAUAAAUGCGAAUCGACUGGAUGUUCUAAGCGAAAGGAGUGUAAAAGAAGCCAAAAUAACUGAACUAACCGCUGUACAGUAUACUAGAAGUACGUUAAUAAUAUUACAAUUAAUAAUUAUAUAAUGAAUGGUAAAAGAAAAAAAAAGCAAAUAUUACCAUAUGAUUGUAUAAGCGUCCGAACACUGACUGUAUAACACUGAUCAGUUUAAUCAAAGAGGAAAACCAUUUUAUGCUAUUUGCUAUUGUACAUUUUAGGUAGGACACGUAUAGUUAACGCAUUUAAAAUGGAAAAAAAAAGAAAGCCCGUAGUUUUCCUUAUCGCGAAGGAUUUCAAUAUGCAUCAAGAUAUGAAUUCAAGGAGAGAAAGAGAGAGAAUAUUUUUUAGAGAUAUGUGCGUAGAAUACAUGGCAAACCCCUCUCCUGUUUGGACGAUAUUCGUAUAGAUGUUCAUUGUAAAUGUGAAUAAUGGUAACCCCACGCAUAUACACAUUUCUCCAAGUACUUAGAGCAACCGCAAGUAUUUUCUCUUGAUUCCGAACAUUCGACGCAAUAUACGACGUGUGUCCCAAAAGUAUCCGACCUCUGCAUAUAUCCAUCCUAUUGCGGAAAACAGGCAUUCAGUAUUUAAGGUGGACCUUUAGAAGUACCCCAAGAAGUACCAAGCGGUACGACCCAACACCUGUUCAGUCGGCAACGGUACGCAGUUGUGUGAGCGUCGCUCACUCCAUGGAUAAAGAUAUAUGCAGAGGUCGGAUACUUUUGGGACACACCUCGUAUGUUGUCGAAAGCUUUAAACGAAGCUUCGACAGAGCUGCUUUCACAAAGGGAAUCCGUUAGCCUCUGAAUCUGUUACGUUCGUGAAGGUCCUAGGUUUAUUUGAGAAAUUGUAUAUAAAAUCCAAUUGAAGGCGUUAGAUGCGUUAAUGCCAUUCAAUGUUCACUGUGCACGUCCUAUAUUUAAUUCUGUUCAUACGCAACGGUUUAACAAUAGUUUCGCUUUGAUGGUGAGUUCAUGACGAUUUUGAAAACGAACAAUUAACCGGUAGGCACGCGAGAAAGAUUUCAAAAAAAAAACGACCUGAUAGUUACAUUUUUCCAAGCGGAGUCGGUAGCGCAGCGGCCGCAUAACAUGGCUUCCUUCUUCCACUAAAUUGGUUAACAUUAUCGUAAAUGUUACGUACCAUAAUUUAAGAAAAGGAAAAAAAAAUAGCUAACUGUACAAGAGUUCUAGAUGUAUGUGAUAUAAGUAUAAAUGUUAAGCCGAGUUUAACGAUUUCUCUGCUCCGUGUUGUCCUGAGCUUGCGAGCGUCUCUUGCGCGAUAUCAUCUGUGAUUAGGGCGCACAAAUUCAUCGCGUCCUAUCUCACAGGUAUUUAUCGUGUUAUCGGGCUGGAAUC
Molecule: messenger RNA, 2341 nt
Organism: Vollenhovia emeryi
Lineage: Eukaryota; Metazoa; Arthropoda; Insecta; Hymenoptera; Formicidae
Gene: Rac1
Product: ras-related protein Rac1
Exons: 2
Biological process (GO): small GTPase-mediated signal transduction; establishment or maintenance of cell polarity; motor neuron axon guidance
Cellular component (GO): cell projection; cytoplasmic vesicle; plasma membrane
Molecular function (GO): protein kinase binding; GTPase activity; GTP binding
Source: RefSeq, a predicted model, not a curated record